This is a messenger RNA of Acanthosepion pharaonis, 651 nucleotides long. Lineage: Eukaryota; Metazoa; Mollusca; Cephalopoda; Sepiida; Sepiidae. The record is from the annotation of a GenBank genome assembly.
AUGCCAGUGGUUGAAGGAAAUAUGUCGAAGCCGGUGGUGCUAACGAGAGAUAACGCUUACAUCCUGCUACUUCUUGUAUCAGGCAAGGCUGCCAAAACAGCAACCACCAACCCACGCUAUCAACACAGAGAGAAUGCCAGAGUGCUAAUCUUCCAACUUUGCCGGUGCCUCUCCACAACCCAUCAGACGAGUCAGCCUACACUUGUCUCUCUUUUGUCUCCGUUUUCUUCCGACAGACGCUUUAUUUUUCCUCUCCAUUCCUUCUUUUUUCUCUCCUUUUUCCCAUCUGUUUUCUCUUCUUCCUUUUUCCAUCAGUUUCUCCUUGCUUCUAUUUUAUUUCUAUUUCUUUACUUUCCCCAUUUUAUCUUUUUUCUAUUUUCCUUCUUUUUCAUUUCUUUUUUCAUUUUACUUUUUUUUAACCUUCAGCUAUUUCCUUUCUUUUGCUUUCCUUACAUUUUCCUUUUUUGCUUCUUCAGUUUUCCUUUUUUUUCCUCACCUUUACCUUCUUUUUUCCUUCUUUUUCUUUCCUUUCUCUCCUUUCUUCUCUCUUUCUUCCAUUUUCCUUCCUUCUCUCUUAUUUACAUUUCCCUUCAUUUUUAUUUCUUUUUUCUUUCUUGCUUUCAUUUUCUUUCUUUUUCUCACUUACUUUAA